AUGUGCUGGACCCUGGAGGCUAAGGUUGUCAGUGCAGCGUGCCCGACCAUCGCGUCAAGAGCGCCGAGCGCGUUUCCCAGAAUCCACGCCGACUGUGGUGCAUGUCAACACUCCAAGAUGCCGCGUGAGAUCAUCACGCUCCAGGCCGGCCAGUGCGGCAACAGCGUCGGAUCGCAGUUCUGGCGGCAGCUGUGUCUCGAGCACGGCAUCAACCAAGACGGCAACCUCGAGGACUUUGCGACCGAAGGCGGCGACCGCAAAGAUGUCUUCUUCUACCAGUCCGACGACACGCGCUACAUCCCUCGCGCCAUCCUCCUCGACCUCGAGCCGCGAGUCAUCAACGCCAUCCAGACGGGGCCCUACAAGAACAUCUACAACCCAGAGAACUUUUACGUGCACAAGGAGGGCACGGGCGCAGGCAACAAUUGGGCUGCCGGCUACGAUAUGGGCGGACAAGUCUCGGAUGAGGUGCUGGACAUGAUCAAUCGUGAGGCAGAUGGCAGUGACAGCCUUGAGGGCUUCAUGUUGCUGCACUCCAUCGCAGGCGGCACAGGAUCUGGUCUUGGCUCCUUCCUGUUGGAGCGGCUCAACGACCAGUUCCCCAAGAAGAUCAUCCAGACGUACUCCGUCUUCCCAGACACGCAAAACGCUGGCGACGUUGUCGUUCAGCCGUACAACUCCCUGCUGGCGCUACGAAGGUUGACACAGAACGCCGACGCGGUGACAGUCCUUGACAACGGAGCCUUGUCUCGCAUAGCAGCCGACACACUCCACGUGCAGGAGCCCUCGUUCGAGCAGACGAACCAACUCGUCAGUACCGUCAUGUCUGCGGCAACCAUGACGCUGCGCUAUCCGGGAUACAUGCACAACGACCUGGUCGGGAUUGUUGCCAGCUUGAUCCCCACCCCACGAUGCCACUUCCUUCAAACGAGCUACACGCCUUUCACCGGAAACAAUGUCGAAGCUGCAAAGACUGUCAGGAAGACGACAGUUCUGGAUGUCAUGCGCCGUCUACUGCAGCCUAAGAACCAGAUGGUCUCGACAAAGCCAAGUAAGAACAGCUGCUACAUCUCAAUUUUGAACAUCAUCAUGGGCGAGGCAGAUCCUUCAGACGUACACAAAUCCCUGCUUCGCAUUCGAGAGCGAAAUUUUGCCUCGUUCAUACCUUGGGGUCCCGCGAGCAUACAGGUAGCUCUAAGUCGGUGCUCCCCAUAUCUCCAGCCUCCAUACACAACCCGAGCUCCUCCCAGGGUAUCAGGCCUCAUGCUGGCCAAUCACACCGGCAUUGCGACACUCUUCAAGCGAAUCGUCUUCCAGUACGACAGGCUUCGCAAACGCAACGCCUUCGUCGACACUUAUAAGCGAUACGAGCUGUUCCGCGAUGGGCUGAGAGAAUUCGAUACCUCCAGGGAAGUCGUCAUGGACCUGAUCAACGAGUACGAGGAAGCCGAGCGUGCUGACUACCUGUCUGGCGGAAAGACAGAAGAUGAAACGAAUGGCGGCGCUGCUUCUGAUGCCCGAACCGACGGCGCAACUGGUCGAUGA
Fulvia fulva is the source of this 1545-nucleotide messenger RNA. RefSeq names its product Tubulin gamma chain. The transcript is spliced from 6 exons. Gene Ontology annotation, biological process: cytoplasmic microtubule organization; mitotic cell cycle; meiotic spindle organization. Gene Ontology annotation, molecular function: structural constituent of cytoskeleton; GTP binding. Bases 1 to 1545 code for a protein of 514 amino acids. Gene Ontology annotation, cellular component: gamma-tubulin complex; cytoplasm; centrosome. Lineage: Eukaryota; Fungi; Ascomycota; Dothideomycetes; Mycosphaerellales; Mycosphaerellaceae. The record is from RefSeq and is a predicted model, not a curated record.